CUAUAUGGAUUGUGCACAGAUUUUAAAAGAUUUUUAAAUAGCAUGUAAUGUAAUUUAAAAGAAGACAUUUAUUCAUGGAAUGUGGGCUGUGUUCUAUUCCAUGGAGCCUUAGGCUUAUAUGUACACUGUCGUUCAAAAGUGAAGUAAGAUUGUUCAAAGUUUCAAAAAGAAGUUUCUUACUUCCACCAAGGGAUGCAUAUACUGUAAAUGUGUAUAGAUGUUUUUAAAAGUUAUAGAAGGGUUAAAUAGCACAUACCUGAAAGUUUUUUUAGAACAUGCUAUGCAAUUCAGUGAUUUACAACAUUCACAACUAAUCCUGAAGAACUUAGAUGUGCUGCCCAUUCGGCUGUACUUGACAAGGGGUUAACCACACACAACUUCUGGAGAGCUGUCUGUCCUCACACAACUGAUGCCCAACAGGUGCAUCUUAUCCCUCUUAUGCAACACUGUCCCCCAUCAUCCCGAACUGCUACAUUACUAAAGAGUGUAACCUUUCUGCUUUGGGACAUGAAAACAUACAGACUAAAAACCUAAAAACACCGAAAGAGCAUCCAGUUCAAAUACAAAUGAUUACAUUCAAUCAUGCUACAUGAAUAAAUGUUGAUCAGUUACCAAUACUAUUACUGAACAGAACACCUAAUCCUAUGAUGCCCGGCUGAAAAGCACAGCUGUCUGGGGACGGUUAAGAUGUGUUGACAGAAUAGCCAAUUCUCAGAACUGAGCCCCUAAUCAAACCUUUCGCUGUAGCGACCUUAUAAUAGUAUGCAGUGACAGAUCCCAGCAGUAUAUCUCUGAUCCAGCCAGAUCCCGUUCACUUUCAACGUGGCAUUUUGUGGCGUUUGACAGCUAGUGAAACCUUGUUGACAUGCUGCAAAAGACUGCCACAAGACUACUGGAUGAGCUGUGUCACCUAACGGCUCAGUCUCUAGAACCACUGGAGCCUUUAGAUCACUUCCAACUUAUUAAACUUCUUGGGGAGGGUUCAUACGGAAAAGUCAAGUUAGCAGUGCACAAGAAAAGAGGAACCCCAAUGGCCCUUAAAUUCUUCCUACGAGACGACACAUCUCUUCUGUCAUUUCUCAGGGAAUAUAACCUGUCUUUGGCCUUCUGCACCCACCCCUCACUUACCUCUGCUUUAGGCAUCGCAUUCUCCACUCCUACUCACUAUGUGUUCGCCCAGCAACCUUGCCUCUAUGGCGACCUCUAUGAUGUCAUCGUUCCUGAGGUUGGUCUGGAAGAGAGCCGUGCCCAGGGAGUGGCUUCCCAGAUCAGCGGCGCCCUCUCUCACCUCCACUCUCUUGGCUUUGUCCAUCGUGAUGUCAAACCAGAGAACAUCUUCCUAUGUGACCGUGAGUGUCAUUGGGUCAAGCUUGGUGAUUUUGGCAUGGUGAAGGCAGCAGGCACCAGGGUACCUUGUGUGUGGUACUGCUCCCCUUACUGCACGCCUGAGGCUGAAAUUGCAAGAAAAAAUGAGGAGAGCCAUUUGAGCCACUUAGGGGGGGAAAGCAAUGGGAACAAGCAAAAAAGGGACUCUGGAAAGACUCAAAGGACGUUGGUGUCUGUGGAUCCCAGUACAGACAGCUGGGCAUUAGGCAUUCUAAUCUACGCCAUGCUCAUGGGGAGCCUACCAUGGUCUGAGACCAUUUCAGACAACCCAGCAUAUAAAAGCUAUCUACAAUGGACCAAUUGGGAAGAUUCAGCAUCACAAAAGAAAAUUUCAGAUCAGCCUGUAAACUUUAACCAGGUGGCACCGCAGUUUGCUGCGUUCACCCCUAUUGUGGGUCAGCUUUUUAAGUCCUUGCUCCACCCACAGUCCAGGCUUCGUGGCAGGCCAGAUGAGGUGGAUAGGUAUUUGGGAGAAGCCUGGCUAUUGGACAAGGAUGUCAGUGGGUGAUGCAUCCCAAGGACAGGACCGAGAUCACUAGGAUGUCGUCAUCUGGUCAUUCACUCCAUGGUGGGAACAAUGGUUAUCACUUUUGGAAGUAGUUAGGGUGUUAACAGGCAAUUUUAAUCAAAAGCCCGCUGUUUAAUAUGCUACAUAGAAGCAUUAUUAGUUGAGAGUUUGUUUUCCCAAAUGACCACUAUAUAUCUUAGCUGUAAACACUAAGAGCGAGAAUUACCAAACAGGGUAAAUUAGUGUGAGAGCGCAAUCCUAUAAAAGCGCCGAUAUGAGUGGAAAGUUCUGUGGUUAAUCUACUGACUAUGUGCACAUUAAAGACACAGACCCAGCCAGAUUUGUUCCAUAAUGACCCAUGCAAAUUAGCACAAAUUAGUGUCGUUUUUGGGAUAUUAAAUUAUUCCACAAAUACCAGCAAAUUGGCUAGCGCCAACCAUAUUAAAUAGCGUUGCGUAAUUCAUUUUGUGCCUAACUCGGAAACUCCUACAAAUGCAAAAAGGUAAGUCACAAAAAUAACUGUGUCCACACCUUUUCAGUGUUUAUUUUACACUGCCUGCCUUUAGUAUAUCCUGACAGUAGCUUUUAACACCAAAAGCGGGUUUGCACUGGUCCAAGCUGUAGAGCUUUGAGAAUACACCCUUAAGAGUCGUUAGGGGUUAUAUAACUGAACAUGGGUCCUACAAAUAUCCAUGCUAUAACAUGGAAUCUUUACCAAAAAUGUUAGAGUGACUGCAAAAGAUCUGCAGCCAUCUUAAUAACAUCUGUGUUUUUAAGUCUAUAUAAAUAUUGCUGCCCUCUCCACCUUCUGAAGCCCAACUGGACUUCUCGGGAAAAGAAAAUAGUGAAAAAAGCUGUUGUGAGUGGACGUUAACGUUUCUGAUAAAAGAUUACGAGGGUACAUUUAUAAUAAAUGUUACAAUAUUUUAUCCUGGACCUCCCACAUGCUUAAUGAAGCAGGAUCCCAUAGGGGUUCAUGGUGAAACUGCAGAGAACUAUUGGUAGAAAUUAUAGAAAUGUUAAUGUAAAAUAAAUAAAAAUUAAAAGUUUGCUCUAUCAUACAAAAACUUAUUAUGAAAUCUAUUUUCAGCAACAUUUUGAACUCUCUCUCUCUCUCUCUAUUCUAUAUUUGCUUAAUGUCAUAAAGAUUGGAAUGUUCACUCCAGUCUUAAAAUCAUAUUUAUGCUUUUAACAACCUACAGUAUGCUCAUGAAAUGCCAUCUUCACGUGGAGAACUUGAGCGCAAGAGUUAGAAGCAGCAAACCUCUCAAGUUUCAGCAGAAGACACAUACAAACACUCAGACACUAUGUGUCCCAGAUUUAAAAAUAACCCCCACACCAUUAAUAAAACACUUUCAGCCAUCAUCACCUCUGUCAGAUGCACAUUUGAACUCACAUACACAUGCAUGGGCAAACACACACAGUCUUCCUGAUCUUUAAGUGUCUCACACGUCUGCAUUCAAACCUACCCCCUUCAUUCAUCAACACUACAUGCAUACACACACACACACACACGAAGUGUAAAGUUACAUGUAACAUAUGGGUCUUUGGCUUUUGUUCAGACUCCUUCAACUGAUCCACGAAAACAUAACAUUGUAAAUUAUGGAGUAAAUAUGACAACCGUAUUUGCAAAAUACAUAGAAUGAAAAUAAUUUCGCAUGAAUACAAGAUAAAAAUAAAUUACAACUAGACUAUCAAAUAAGAAAAAAAAUACACUGUAAAUAAAUGAAGAUCACCUGACCUUCCAAAACAAAAAAAUUGAAGACAUUUAAAACUCCAAACAUUUGCACCAGAAACUGAAUGAAUACAAUCUAAGCUGCUAAAUUAAGACGUCAAAAGACACCAUAGUGCCAGAUUUUACCCUUUCAGUGUGAAGUUAUUUAGGCACCUUGUUAAGAGAUUAACAGCGGAAAUAGCUCAUGACAUGAAGGGAGAAGAUCCACGAAGAUCAUCUGACAGCCCUACUAUUCCAGCUGCUAACGGUAUGAACUUUCCUUUGAUAUACUAUAUUAAAACCUAUUUAUGCACAAUUAUGCCACCGUUAAAGUAUGCUGUCAUCUAGCAUAUGUUAAUCUGUAAGUAAAUGUGCGAGUGAGAAAUAUCUGUCAAGAAAGAUGAUUAAUUUAAAGCACUGGAAUGCCAGGAAUACAAACUUUUAUUUGUUAAUUGAAAAUGUUCGGACAAUACGCCUCCUGAAGCUGCUGCAUGUCUCAUGUUGUGGAAAGUGCUAUGAGACUCCAUGAGACAAAUUUAACUUUAGAGGAAAUAUUUAAGGUUAGGCUAAUUCCAUGUAAAAAAUUUCAUUAAAUUGGAAUGGAAUGGUUUUCGUUACAUUUUAACAAACUACUAAAUUUAAGAUGCAUAUUUUCAUAAAUGAACCAAGA
This is a messenger RNA of Carassius auratus (goldfish), 4278 nucleotides long. Its product is annotated as serine/threonine-protein kinase SBK1-like. Lineage: Eukaryota; Metazoa; Chordata; Actinopteri; Cypriniformes; Cyprinidae. The transcript is spliced from 4 exons. Gene Ontology annotation, biological process: protein phosphorylation. The record is from RefSeq and is a predicted model, not a curated record. Gene Ontology annotation, molecular function: protein serine/threonine kinase activity; ATP binding. The coding region runs from base 866 to 1894 and encodes 342 amino acids.